ACGAAAUCACAAUGGGAAACAAGAAUGGCCGACUGCGGACAGUAAAAACUUGUUGUCCCCCCCGUUAUCGAAUAUCCCGAUAAAAAUUAAAUUCAAGGCCCGUUCGAAGAGAGAAGCGAAAAUUGUCGCGCGACAAAAAGUUUCUCCGAACGAUGAAUAACGUGGACGUCUGUUUUCGGUAUUGGAGGUGUGUUGAGCAGCCAAUGGUGAACAAGAAAACAAAAUGCCGCGAUUAAAAGUUGCCGAGAUUCUGACACGUUUGCAAAUUUAAGAUACAAACGGUGAAUUCUCGUAACGCACUCUCGUGAAUGCGGGCACGUCGACAGCGUGCAAGGAUACACGAGUCGGAGCGUGUUGUUCGCUCGUGCGUUAGAGGGUGUGCGAUCGUUAUACAAACAUUAUGACGAAUUGCUGUCCUUCGAGUGAUACGAAGGGUUCUCUCCGUUUUUUUUUUUCACCGUCCGUGUGUUCCUUCGCCGUCGCGCGAUUACGCUAAACAUGUGCGGUCGUGAACGUAGGUGCAGUUAACAGAUCACGAAGCAGUCGUAAUCGCAGUGGAUCAACGUGAAACCUUCUUUUACAUAAUAAGCAUUAGGUGAUUGUAUGUCAAUCAUGAAGAAACAAUUCUUCAGAGUCAAACAACUCGCCGAUCAAACAUUUUCCAGAGCUGGCAAAACCGAAGUGCUUACAGAUGAUUUGCAAGCCGCAGAUAAACAUGUAGAUCAAAUUAGGAUGGCUCUCAUUGGAUUAAACAAGAGACUUGGCAAUCCACCGAAUCAGGCUAUGAUACAAGAUGUUGCGCUUAAAGAAAAACGAUUGAAAAAGUGCCCGGAAUAUGUAUUGGGACAAACAAUGUUAGAAAAUGCCCCUGAAGAUGGCCUCAUGGGUUUUACUUUAUCCGAAUGUGGUCGUGCGCAAAUGUAUUUAGCGAACGAAGCGAUUGAACACGAAGCGAAAGUUGAACAAUAUGUUGCAAUACCGCUUCAACAUAUUUUAGACACAGACGUACCAAAUAUUAUAAAGCAUAAAAGAAAUUUAGCCCGAUUAACUUUAGAUAUGGACAGUGUGAGGACAAGAUAUCAACAAGCCAGUAAACACAGUGCUAGUGCAGGUGCAACGAAGGUAGAUAAUUUAAGAGAAGAAUUAGAGGAGGCGGAAGCUAAAGUUGAACAAUGUAGAGAUCAACUGGCUGCAGAAAUGUUUCAACUUAUGUCACGUGAAACUGAAUUGGCACACACUAUUAUACAGUACGUGAAACUUCAAAGAGCUUAUCACGAAAGUGCGUUGCAUUGCCUCGAAGAUCUUAUUCCUGGAUUAGAAAGUUAUAUUAAUGAUAAUGAAAUGAAACCAGUUUAUGGCUAUCCUCUGGAAGAACAUCUCAGAGUAACUAACAGAAAGAUUGCGUUGCCCAUUCAAUUGUGUGUGUCUGCGUUGUUAAGAUUAGGUAUGGAAGAAGAGGGCCUUUUUAGAAUAGCUGGCGCUGCAUCGAAAUCGCGACGAAUUAAACUGAGUUUAGAUGCAUGCUGCCUCACAUUACCAACUGCUCUUGAAUACAAAGAUCCACAUGUAAUUGCUGGCGCAUUAAAAUCUUAUCUUCGAGAAUUACCCGAGCCUCUUCUAACUUACAAAUUAUAUUCUGAAUGGAUGGCAGCUGCGAAGAUAACUCAAAAUGAAACAAGAUUGAGAGCUCUCUGGGAGGUGUUACAUAAGUUACCACCUGCAAAUUUAGAAAAUUUACGGUUCCUAAUCAAAUUUUUAGCAGUUCUCACUAAAAACCAAGAUGUGAACAAAAUGUCACCACAAAAUAUUGCAAUUGUAAUCGCCCCUAACUUAAUAUGGAGUCCACAGGAGGAUGUAAAUACAAUGGUAAUGAAUAUGAGCACAGCUAAUAACUCUAGUCUUAUAGUUGAUCAAUUGAUCACGUAUGCAGAUUGGUUUUUUCCUGGUGAAAUAGAUUUCGAUCGUGAUUUGGAGGUCGGUAUUAUAAACUGUUCAGAAAAUCAAACCAUGAGUAUGCGUCGUUGCGUUUCCAAUAGUAGUCUUAGUGAUCACGGAGAAAGUCCUCCACAAGGCAGUCCUAAACCAGCAGCUCGCAGGAAAAACAAACCAGCUCCAACACCACCAAAUAGCACUACUCCGGAUAAACAUGAUAAAAAAUCUGAUGAUAAGCCACCACCGACGCCUGAUAAACCACCUAGACCUUUAACAUCAGGAACUCUUAAUCGUAUGAAAAAACACGAAACAACAAAUACUGAGUCAAUCGUAAAACAUGACAAUAACACAGAUAAGCAGGACGGAGGCAUAGAAACAGAAACUAAACAACACAAUAGUGAAGUAAAUGCACUUAUAGAUUCUUCGUCAAUUGAUUGUUCAGAUCGUGUUAACGAAGUACAAGAAGAUUUACAUAAUACGAACACGGAAACUGAAAAGGUUAACCAAGAAAAUCAAAAAGCUGAAAAGAAAUUAUACACUCCUGUUGCUCUUGAGAGAAAUACCAUAGAAAAUGCAGUAUGCAAUAAAUCUAUUAUAGAAGUAGAAAACUCAGAAAAUUCUACACAUAAAUUGAAGGUAUUACCAACUGAAAGACCGCUUCCCUCUACACUAGAGAGACGCAGACCAGUAGCUGCUCCAAGAAGCAUAACCAACAUAGUACAUAAUACAGAAGAAAUGGUCGAAUUACGUAAGAAGACGGACAAUAAUCCUGUAUAUACAAGCACACUUGAUAGAAGUAGUAAACCAGCUAUUCCAGAACGACCAGCCGGAUUAAUUCGACCUUCGAGUCUCAUUAAACAACAACCACGGCACAGCAAUGAGAACUUAGACAGCGAAACAGGGCCUUUAACUUUGGAAAGAGCUCAUGUAUAUUCAGUGGACAAACAACAGGUCAGUAUAAUACAAGUGCGUGGCAAUGGCAAUGUGUUCUGCACCUCGGGCAACAACAAUGGCAACGCGGCUUCGAACUUACAGAGAAGCCCCAGUGUAGGUAGUCGACCCUCGUCUAUGUCCUUGUACGGCGAACGACCGGAAAAGCCAGCCAAAUUGAACGCUCCAGAACAAACGAAAGCUCAUGUACGAACCAGAUCAGAAGGAAAUAUUAUCGAUGUGCAAACUCAGACUGAGACGGUAGUUGUUGUCAAAUCACCGCAACAACCUGUUCCGGCCUCUCCAAGAUUUCAUCAAAGGCCUCCGCGACCACAACCGCCGCCACCACCUCCACCCACCGCGCGAAUUAAAUCAGAACACGAAAGUACUAAUCUCUAGAAUUAAUUGUGUAAAAAGUGAUUACUACAUUCAUAAGAGAACUUUUAAAUUAAUAUUUAAAGAAAGAAA
Frieseomelitta varia is the source of this 3330-nucleotide messenger RNA. RefSeq names its product rho GTPase-activating protein 44-like. NCBI's taxonomy places the organism in Eukaryota, Metazoa, Arthropoda, Insecta, Hymenoptera, Apidae. Gene Ontology annotation, biological process: positive regulation of GTPase activity; regulation of actin cytoskeleton organization; regulation of Rac protein signal transduction. The record is from RefSeq and is a predicted model, not a curated record. The coding region runs from base 604 to 3261 and encodes 885 amino acids. Gene Ontology annotation, cellular component: cytoplasm; intracellular anatomical structure. The transcript is spliced from 9 exons. Gene Ontology annotation, molecular function: GTPase activator activity; protein binding.